AUGUCUGACUUCUCUCGCUAUUUCCUUUAUUGGACGGUCAAAACUUUGGCAAAAAAGGUUUCCGUUAGUAAAAUAUGUUUUACAGACGUGAUUUUCAGCACUAUCGACAUCUACUAUUCUCUUUUACCCUGCACACCCUGAUCUACUUCCUCCUGCACAUGUGCUUUGAACCUCGAGACCUUGCUCAAGCCUACCUCGCUGACAUUCUUGUCCUUCUCCUUGCUGCCUUCGGAACUGCUCGCAAACUUCCGCUGCUCAUUUUCCCCAGUAUUGUUGUCAAGGUACCCACAUUUUGCACUGGAAACAUUUUCCACGUUCCCCAAUGUUCCAGUUCAUAUGUUUCUCUUUGUGCGCCGGCGUUGCAAUGUUGUCUUUGAGUGAAACAAGUAUCAACAUGAAGACGAAGGAGGCGAGGAUGGAGUUCCGACGGCAGCGGAAUUACCCCGAGGUUGUAAACUCCACUUUCGAGGAUCAUCCGACCGUUUGCAUCUGGAUUCAUGCGUUGGCCGUUGUUGUAGCCUUAGAUCUCAACAUGGGAUUGAAGGCCUUUUACAGCUCCUUUGAUUGCAUGAAAAAACCGAAGACCGAAGAGGAGGUCAGUGAGAAAAAAAUGCAAAAUUUAUUGACCGAUCUGAAAACUUUAUUAAAACGGAAUUUUAGACUUUCACAAUGGCACAGUGUUUCAGAAACCACCAUCCUACUCAGUAUGUAUGACUGCUGCUUCUCAAUCCGCAUCUCUCCCGAGUUACGACGAGGCAAUCCAAGCUCUUCAGAACCAGCCUCAGCUCUUUCCUGCACGGAAAAACUUGGCAGUUCAUGUUGUCUGA
Molecule: messenger RNA, 827 nt
Organism: Caenorhabditis sp. 36 PRJEB53466
Lineage: Eukaryota; Metazoa; Nematoda; Chromadorea; Rhabditida; Rhabditidae
Source: the annotation of a GenBank genome assembly